Molecule: messenger RNA, 270 nt
Organism: Parnassius apollo (apollo)
Lineage: Eukaryota; Metazoa; Arthropoda; Insecta; Lepidoptera; Papilionidae
Source: the annotation of a GenBank genome assembly
AUGGUGAUUGCGAGUAUAUCUGAAGAGUCUGGUUCUGAAUACAGUCCAAGUGAAUCAAGUAACAGCUCAGUCGAACCAAUUGAUGGGGUAUGCCAAAGAGAACCCAGCAAACGAAUUAGGAAGCCACCUGUUUACUAUCAUUGCCAAAAUGUGCAUACCGAACAAUGUAAACUUGUCGCUUAUGGUGAUGCUAUGAUGAGAAGUGACAGCAUCAAAUGGAAGGAGGCGAUCGAUAGAGAGAUGCAAACACCAGAAGAAUUUAAUACUUAG